GCAUUCAUUGAUAAUGUCAUUGAACGGUCAUAAAUAAGUUAAGAUUAGUUAAAAUGGGGAGGGGAAAAAGUAAAUAUUUGUGAAAAGUCAGAUCAAAUUAUAACAUAAUUAUAACAUAACGGUAUUUUACCGGAUGGGAAUCAGUCGAAUCAGUCUUCUGGAUGGACUUUCGAACAAGAUGGCCGUCAAGGGCGGUAUAUUUCUUCAACUCAGAACCUGUCUUUGUCGCUAUUCUAAUUUUAAACUCAGAAAAACGUAUUCAUCGUCGCGUCAAUUUAGUGCAGGGUCUUCUCAGUGUCGUAUAGUUAGUCGAACAACAUUUUUACAACGAUUUCUAGCUGGGUACAUGCCCAUUGCAAAAUACUAUGUAAAAAGCAAGGAGAGAAAAGGACCGUCUUUAAAAACAUGGUUUUCUGUUGGAGCAGGAGUGAUUGCCUGUGGUGCUGGUAUUAUUGUUUAUCUCGGUUGGCCAGAUACUGGUAUUGAUGGAAAAAAAGUAGUUGCUUAUGCUAAUGAACCAAUACCUCUGUCAUAUUUCUAUCGUGCAAAGGACAAAAUAAAAGAAACAUGGGAAAUAUUUUCGGAGCCAUCCAGUGAGUUACUUCUUCCUGAACCACUUACAGAACCAUAUUAUCAACCACCGUACACAUUGGUCCUUGAAAUGACAGAUGUUCUUAUACACCCUGAGUAUGAUCGUCGAAGUGGUUGGAGGUUUCGUAAAAGACCUGGUGUUGAUGAAUUUCUCUCACAAUGCAAGACACCACUCUUUGAAAUUGUUGUUUAUACACACGAAAAUGGAUUUGGAGCGAUGCCAAUAUUAGAAGGACUGGAUCCUAAUGGAUUUAUAACAUAUCGUCUGUUUCGCGAUGCAACGAAGUACACGAAUGGCACUCAUGUUAAGGAUCUCGGUAGCUUGAAUCGUAACUUGUCCAAGGUCAUCAUGAUUGAUUGUGAUGCUAAGGCAACGAUAGGAUAUGAAAGAAACAGCAUCAUCUUAAAGAAAUGGGAGGGUGAUCCCAAUGAUAGAACAUUAAUGGAUUUGGUUCCACUUUUACUUGCUAUUGCAACAUCAAACGUAGAAGAUAUUCGUUCUGUGUUGGAUUAUUAUCGUGAUGAAGAUGACGUCAUUUCUGCAUUUAAACGAAAUCAAGCCAAGUUACGUGAGCAACAAGAAUUGUUAAAUCAAAGGCAGAAAGAGCAAGGUGCUCAGUGGGGUGGUUUAUUCAGCCGAAGGCUGUUUGGUGGAUCAUCCAAUUCACAGAGUACAAAAGAAGAGACGUGAAGGUACAACUGCGAAGUGUAACAUCCUUGUGAGUGGUAACCAGUGAAAAAGUUAAGACGGAAUAAUGAAAAUCAUCUGAAAACUUAGCUUGCUAUGUAAAGCAUGAGGCGCUGAUUAAAAAUAAUUUCCUGUA
This is a messenger RNA of Xenia sp. Carnegie-2017, 1415 nucleotides long. Its product is annotated as mitochondrial import inner membrane translocase subunit TIM50-like. The transcript is spliced from 11 exons. Gene Ontology annotation, molecular function: phosphoprotein phosphatase activity. The record is from RefSeq and is a predicted model, not a curated record. Bases 134 to 1282 code for a protein of 382 amino acids. Lineage: Eukaryota; Metazoa; Cnidaria; Anthozoa; Malacalcyonacea; Xeniidae.